Molecule: messenger RNA, 2491 nt
Organism: Solea senegalensis (Senegalese sole)
Lineage: Eukaryota; Metazoa; Chordata; Actinopteri; Pleuronectiformes; Soleidae
Product: BTB/POZ domain-containing protein KCTD12-like
Exons: 1
Coding region: 152-937 (261 amino acids)
Biological process (GO): protein homooligomerization; regulation of G protein-coupled receptor signaling pathway
Cellular component (GO): presynaptic membrane; postsynaptic membrane
Molecular function (GO): protein binding
Source: RefSeq, a predicted model, not a curated record
UCCUCCCUCUCAGUAUAAACAUUAGAGCUCAGAGAGGAAACUCUCCGUCUGUCCAUCCUUGUUAGGACACACAAGCAGAGACAGACACUCACUAGAAACACAAAGGACAAGUAUCAACUAAAACCAGAACACGGGACAGAAAGGAGGGGAGAUGGCACAAACUUUCCCGGAGAUAGUGGAGCUGAACGUGGGCGGGCAGGUGUACGUGACCAGGCUGGAAACUCUCACCGCGGUCCCCAACUCUCUGCUGUGGACCAAGUUCAGCCGCGGCUCCCCGGGAGAGCUGGCCAAGGACAGCCAGGGCCGCUUCUUCAUCGACCGGGACGGCUUUCUCUUCCGCUACAUCCUGGAUUAUUUGCGGGACUCGGAGCUCUUUCUGCCCGAGUUUUUCAAGGAGAAGAGGAGGCUGCGGAAAGAAGCGGACUUCUACCAGCUGCCGGGGCUGUUGCGGUGCCUGGCCGCCGCCGAAGACGGCUCACCCGCGGAGGAGGAGGAGAGCGCGGAGUCGGAGGCUGUGGAGCUCAGCAGCCCGGUCACCUCCGCCUCCUCCUCCGACAGGACCCCGCGCUCCCCCGGCGCCGACUCGGGCUACAUCACCGUCGGGUACAGAGGCAGCUACACCAUCGGCAGGGACAUCCAGGCGGACGCUAAAUUCCGCAGGGUUGCCAGAAUAACCGUGUGCAGUAAGAUUUCUCUGGCUAAAGAGGUGUUCGGGGAGUCCCUGAACGAGAGCCGGGACCCGGACCGGCCUCCGGACAAGUACACAUCCAGGUACUACCUCAAGUACAACUUUCUGGAGCAGGCGUUUGACCGACUGGCCGAAACUGGCUUCCACAUGGUGGCAUGCAACUCCACCGGGACCUGCUCGUACGGCAGCAGUGACCCGGGGGAAGACAAACUGUGGACCAGCUACACCGAGUAUGUUUUCUUCCGAUGAACGGACUGAACUCUGCCCUUAGUCUGGCUUUUGUUGGUUGGUGGUGUUUUACAGCAGUUGUAUUACUGCAUAUACUUCUGGAUUCAAUCAUCCAUUCAUUAUUAAUAUUUUUCUCCACUAAAUGCCACUUUAUAUGAGACUUUAACAAACAUUGGGUACCACUGUAGUUCCUGCAUUCAUUAAAGGGAUAGUUCAGUUUUUGUUUAAAGUGUAGUUGUAGGCCAUUCAGUGUUGCCAGCGGCCAGACUCCACUCUGGGAAAAGUACUAGUUUUGUGUGUGGACACUCGGAGCUAUACGUACGACAUGUAAUCUCGUGUGGACGCUUAUUGCCAUGCGAAAGUAUCGCCGAAUUUAGCAGUGAAACUCGCCAUGCUGUGUCCGGAGAACCACACGAGACGUCAUUUUUUCCACAAGUUUGCAAGAAACAUUGCAACAAGUUUGAUGGUGUUAGUUCUGUUUAAAAUACAGUGACUUGCGGCUCCCAUUGCGUCACAAGAUGUAGAAAAAUGAUCCCGUAGCGCGAUACAUGCGAUGGGCAAAUCACAUCAUUCAAGAAAGAUUGGUAAAUUGACCUUAGGUGUGAGUGUAAGAGUGGAUAAUUGUUUGUGAUGGACUGGCAAACUGUCAGUUGAGUGUUGGUAGAAGAUGGAUGGAUGAUCAAUGAUGUCACAACCUCUGUCACGUUAAUUUGCCUCGCAGACAACUACUACUAUUGGACAAAGUUGCGAUAAUUGGCUGAAUUUGCGAAACUUCAAUUUCAUUGAUUCCAGCAGUAACCGGACAACAGGAAAUCAUGAUUUUAGCAACUCAACAAAGAAGUUCAAUCGGUGCUGCAGUACCUCAUAUUACCACACGUCAAAAAAAACCAAAACUGAACUAUUACUUUUUUGUAUUCUUGAUCUCUUCGUACAUAUAGCGUUCAUGAGGACUCUGUGGAAGAAAAACAAAAUGCGACUUGUUCUAUCACAAAUUUAAAUUAGUUGAAGAAAAUGUGCAUUUGUUUUGCCAUCCCCUGACAACCAGUGGGUGGAGCUUCGUUAAGAGUAGGAAUCACCACAGAGAGAAAGUGCAACUCGACAUAAAUAAAAAGUGCUAUUUGUUGCUGAUACAUGGUUCUGUUUUGAUCUGUUCAUGUAGUAACCAUUGCCUCUUGCACUAAGUUGAGUAAUGUUGUGGUUUUCCUCCUCUCGUUUCCGCCAUUUUUUUCCCAGUGCAGUUAAAAAUGUUUCAAAAACUUCAUACUUUAUUCUGUCUCUUUUGCACUCAUUCACAUUUACCGUUAUUAUUGAACCUCCAUCAACUGUAAAAAAAAACAAAAAACAUUUCAAUCUUUAUACUUUCCAAUGUAUUAUACUUUGCCAUUGUGGUCUAUUUUCUUUCAAUGAAUCUUCCAAAUUCCUUGUUUUUUUUUUUGGCGAUUUCUCUAUGAUUUUCCUGAAUUUUGUUCUUCCCUCUUUAUUUCGUCGUAGAUUUUUUACACUCUUUAUAAUUACUGUUUGUUCCAAUGCUGUGAUGAUGCGUAGGAUUCAAUAAAGGUACCUCUCUCAUCAUGA